AGUUUAUAAUGGUAUUUGGUUCGGCCGUGUUAAAUCGACCUAUGGUAGCGGCUGCCGUGGAAAAACAUUACGAAAAAGUGUUGGAUCUACUCGACCAAGAUUUGGCCCAGGAGCUUAAAAUUAUCGACCGUCUAUCAGGAACGGCAAUGGUUACCGAAAUUGAGAAAAGUGACUAUUACGAAACGCGUUUCAUACCAGAAGAAAUGGAUCUAGAGUACCCACUCGUUGCUAGAGCAAUGAUGUGGGGAAACUCACGGUUAAAUAAUCGAUUGUUGGAAGAUUUAAACGUUAUUCGGUCUUUUGACUUGCCAAUCAUGAAAACUCCAAGAGGAGAUCAAAUCAAUAUAAAGUCUGAACAAUUAAAGGAUAAAUUUAAAAAUUAUUUAAGUCCUAUAAUUGAGGAAUGGAAGCGUGUUGUACCACUACAGAUACAAGACAAAAUAGUACAACCACUAUUCACGAUUAACAAAAAUAACAUAAUCAGUCUAAACUUUUCUGAAGAAUUGGAUGCAGCAAUAAAAGUAACCAGAUAUAUAAUACUCUGUAAUUACAAUUUCAAAAAUCCAAUAUUGACGAUUGAAACAGAUGACAUACCCUACGAAGCAAUUAAGCUCUAUAAACGAGAAAAACUGAUUUUGGAGUAUAAAAGAGAUAUUGAAGAAAUCGUUAAAUGGUAUAAUAUGCUGAGAACUGAAACACACCCUACAGAAUUACAGUUAAUUAUUCAAGAAAUCGAGAAUAUUGAUAACCUUAUUGAUGAUGCUCAAAAGUAUGUUACGUGGAAUACGGAAGAUAUUGUUUACUCAAGUGAAAAUGAUUUGCACGAAGAAACAUAUACAGAAAGUGAACAGUUUAUGUCACCAGUAUCGUUACAAAAUACAAUUAGCACUAUUCAUAGUUUAACUAAAAAUGUUUAUGAGCGUGUAAUUCAAACUCACGAAAAUUUUCAAAAAAUAAUUACCCUGAGUAGUCAAUGGAAUAAUAAGCCAAUGUAUGUGCGUGAUAAGAAUACAAAUCGUAUAACAUUUGACAAUAAGUUGACUGAAAAGAAAAUCGCUAGGUACGCCGAAGUGCGUGACGCGAGUAUUGAGAUACAACAAUUGCUUAUGGAAGAUCUUUUAUUAUUUCACAAUGUGCCAUUAUUGGAUCCAAAUUUGGAAACUGUCUUAGAAGAAAUGGAAGAAAAAAUAUUAGAUGGAGAAGUAGAAGAAGUAGAAGGCAAAAAAUAUGGAGAAGAAAUAGAAGAAAUAUUAGAUGAAGAAGUAGAAGGCAACAACUAUGGAGAAGAAACAAUAGACGAUGACGAAAUAGAAAUUCAGACUGAUACUAUUUUAGAAGAAUUUAUUGAAGGAGAAGUAGAAGAAGAAUAUUACGGGGAACAAAAACAAGAUUACAUACAUAUUCAGGCAGAAAUUAUUUUAUCGAACAUUGAAAGAAAGUUAAUGUGGGAUAAAUAUAAACUCUUUGUUGAUGAAAUAGUAUUUACUGAGUUACAAGAUGCGACUCUUUGCAGGUAA
Molecule: messenger RNA, 1517 nt
Organism: Myzus persicae (green peach aphid)
Lineage: Eukaryota; Metazoa; Arthropoda; Insecta; Hemiptera; Aphididae
Product: dynein heavy chain 9, axonemal-like
Exons: 7
Coding region: 9-1517 (502 amino acids)
Source: RefSeq, a predicted model, not a curated record